Molecule: messenger RNA, 3068 nt
Organism: Pseudomyrmex gracilis
Lineage: Eukaryota; Metazoa; Arthropoda; Insecta; Hymenoptera; Formicidae
Product: elongation of very long chain fatty acids protein AAEL008004-like
Exons: 4
Coding region: 22-924 (300 amino acids)
Biological process (GO): very long-chain fatty acid biosynthetic process; fatty acid elongation, polyunsaturated fatty acid; fatty acid elongation, monounsaturated fatty acid
Cellular component (GO): endoplasmic reticulum membrane
Molecular function (GO): fatty acid elongase activity
Source: RefSeq, a predicted model, not a curated record
CCCAGGGUGAACGACUGGGUCAUGAUGAGCAGCCCGUUUCCGACCCUGGCAAUAUGCCUGUUUUACGCUUACUUUAGCAAGGUUCUGGGACCGAAGCUGAUGGAAAACAGAAAGCCUUUCGAUCUUCGAAGGAUUCUCAUAAUAUAUAAUCUUCUACAAACACUCUUCUCCACGUGGAUAUUCUAUGAGUAUCUGAUGAGCGGUUGGGCGCGAGGUUACAGUAUCCGAUGCCAGCCAGUGGACUAUUCCAAUAGUCCAAUAGGCCUCCGAAUGGCGAGAACUUGCUGGUGGUACUACUUUAGCAAAUUCACCGAGUUCUUCGAUACACUGUUUUUUAUCCUGAGGAAGAAGAACCAACAUGUAUCAACACUUCACGUAAUUCAUCAUGGGGUAAUGCCUUUUUCUGUAUGGAUGGGAGUGAAGUUUGCACCGGGUGGUCAUAGCACUUUUUUCGCUCUCUUAAAUACUUUUGUACACAUUGUGAUGUACUUAUAUUACAUGAUAGCUGCGAUGGGACCGCAGUUCCAGAAGUACAUUUGGUGGAAAAAAUAUCUUACUACCAUGCAAAUGGUGCAAUUUGUGCUGAUCAUGUUCCAUCAGUUCCAAUUGCUGUUCACCGAAUGCAAUUAUCCACGAAGUUUUAUGAUCUGGAUCGGCUUGCACGGUUGUCUGUUCUUUGGAUUGUUCUCAGACUUUUACAAAACAAAGUACAGCGGCAAAAGUUCUGCGAAAAAAAUGCAGAACGGUAUGUCAGGCGGCGGUGGAGCUUGCAUGCCGGUCUUAGACGAGAAUGGCAGCGCGGAACAUAACGGCGUGUCCUCGUACGCAAUGAUUUACAACAAGGAAUACAACAGUUGUUACAGCAACGGCACGAACAACGGAUAUGUUGCCAACAAUAAUAUCACGGAGAAAAAGCUCGCUUAGGACAUGUCGCGGCCUUGUUGGAAGUUCGAAUAUUUUCUAUUGUGUGGUCAAACAGCUCUUGUACCUCCAAACUUAACCGUUCAUACAUUUAUAAGCAAUCAUCUCAUAACAUAAACUUGCGUGUGAAAUUAUCAAGCCAAAUUACGCACAUGCAUAAAAAAAAAAAAAAUGAAGAGAUGUAUGUGAGAUUUAGAUCGAAAGAACAGACAGAUAAUAUAAAGCGAAACGCCUCGUUAAAUAUUCUGCGUUGUUAGCAGAAUAGAAGUUGUGUUCACUAACAUAAAGAUCAUCGAUAAGAGGAUUGUUAUAACAUCCGUGUUAGAAAAAUUAAAAAGAAAAAAGGAACGUGAUGUGUGAGAUGCGCACAACUGAUUAUUUCAAACAAUAAGUACAUCGCGCAAUCUAUAGCUUUGAAAUCCCUCGUGAAACGGUGUGGUUUUUAAAUCUUGUGACACCCUGCCAACCGAAAAUCGAACAUCGAUCAAUGUUAUCGAUAAUAAUUAUAAAUAAGAAAAAUAGCAAAACAAAAAAAGACUACUUUUGUGUGUAUUUGUUGCAAAAAAAACUGUACUGCAAUUUGUAAUGUCUUUUUGAAUUUUAAAUAGCUUGACAAAGUUAUUUAUUGAGAAGAAAAAUCCGAUUUAUUGAGACGCGAGAAAAACAUGAGAAAUGAUGACGAGAACAAUGUGAGAGCGCACAUACACGAGACAAAGAAACGUUCUACAUUCCUCGCCGAAUAAUUAUGUUGGUGAGAGCGGAGUGUUUGCCAUAUGUGUGCAUUUUUUGCUGGUUAUAUACUUGUUGAGUACGAGUGUGAUGAUCUUUUAUAUGUGCAUAUAUAUAUAUAUUUAUAUUUAUGUAUAUAUACACAUAUACAUGUAUAUACUUGUUGCAUGCAAGUUUUCAAAGCAUUUUCCAUCGAAGCACGCUGAAAUUGAAUAUUCUUUCUUAUAAAUACUGACUCUGCCUUUUUGCAAGUUCUAAUUGUGUUCAAAACAUCAGUCUUUUCUAAAAUUGGCACGAACGCCUAAAACCUUGUAAAGCAGAGUUGGAUACGUAAGUACGAUGGUAAUUGCUAAUAAUUUAUAAAGUUUACACCAAUAAGUAGUUAAUCAAAAAGAGAAAGUAAGAGCUUGUUUUCUUAAAAAAAAAAAAAAAAAAAAAAAAAAAGCAUAAGUUUUUUUAAGAUACCUUGCCAUUAGUUAAAUUAUUAUAGGUACUAAACAUCUAACUAUAUACUCUUUGAAUAAUAUUUUGAAUGAGUUUAUUAUAUUUUUUUCAAUCAUUUUCUAUAAAAUUUGAUUUCUGAUUGCAUAAAACAUACAUGUAAAAUUAUGCCAUGAACAAAUUCUUUCCCAUGGACUGUGAAUUUUUUUUUUCAUGAUGUUCAAUCAUUCGUCCAUUUUGAUUAUUGUCCCUUGUUUUGUGUUUGCUCUAAAUUUUUUAUUUUUGAAGUUUCUAGUUCUAUUUAACUUGAAUUUAUUGUUUAAAUUAACUUAUUUAUUAGUUUAAUUGACUUAAACCCGUUGUUUGUAUUCUAUGUAAAAUAUACGACAGUGACUGCUUGUACGUCGAUUAUUUAAAAGUCUUUAUUAAUUUAUGCAAUAAAAAGCGAAUUGUUGUUUUGUUGUAAUAAGCAGCUUCCCAGUUGCGCAGAGAAAAAAAGAAUAGUAAACAAGAUAAAUGGUUAAUCAGUUUGACCUUUUUUGUUUUUAUUGAAGUGAGAAGAAACUCAUUAAAAUACACAUAAGUAUGUUAAUUCAGGCGUACAAGUAGUUUCUAGUGCAAUUAGCAACAUUUUCAAUGUUAUUGAUGUGUAGCAACUUAUAUGUUUAUAUUUUUUAUAUUUUAUUGCUAAUAUUGUUUGUGUAAAGUUUGUGGAAACUUUAUCAAUUAUUAGCGUCAUGUGUAUUGCAAUUGGACUGUUUGUGCAUUCACUUUAUUCCACGGCUUGAUUCUAUUGCUUCACCAAAAGCGUCUUAUCUCGACGCCGUAUUUAUGAUAAAAAAAAAAAAUAAUCGAGAAGAAUUUUUUCAUUUCGAUCGCUUUGUUUUCAUAAGGAACGGCAAUGCGAAGAGCCGCACUGCGGUUCUUUAUUAUUGUGCGCCACAAUACGAACGCUUUAAUCGAUUGAAAAAAAAAAA